AUGAGCAUUGACGGAGACCAACCAACAGACCCUUUGUCACAGCGCAGAGGCAAUGCCCGACAGCGCGCUCAGCAGUGGGUGACCAAGGGCGCGCUGGUCCGCGACGACUCUGACGACGAACUGGGCGACGAAGAUCACCCGUGGGAUUGGAUAUACGAUGCAGAGGCCGAGACCAAGGACGAAGCUGACGAUGGAAUCCCCGAGAAAGCCAGCCGCCGUCGCUCUUCGCGCCCUUUGCAGAAAAAACGGACCAUUGUGGGCGCACGAAUGGGGAGUUUUGAAUGCAGACUGGGUCAGGUCAUCUUAUUGAAGUCACCAGAACCCGGGAAGGACUGGGUGGGGAUUAUCACGGAAUUCGUCGAGGAAGAGGACGAAGAAGACGAAGGGGAGAUCAUCAAGUCCGCCAACAUCAUGUGGUUCGCAUCUCCGGAUGAAUUCCUGACUACGAGAAAUAAGCGGAGGCCUGAUGCACUGCCCAACGAGCAAUACCUGACGGCGGAUUUUAACGUCAACCCCUUGACUUCAAUUGACGGCAAGGCGAUGGUCAUGUCGAAGGACGCCUUCUACGCAAAGUACCCAAAUGGCACACCUCCCAAGAACAAAAACGAAUUGGCCGAGUUCAACAAGUGCAUUGUGUACCAGGAAGAUAAUAUUUUUCAUCUCAUCAGCAUGAUCAAGGACGGCCUGAAAGCUGCCAAGAAACGCAAAGUUGAAGAUACCGACUAUGUCGAGACCAAGGGUGAAAGUGUGGCUCCUGCGACGCCGAGAAAGAAGCAGAGGUUGGCCUCGAACGCCACACCUCAAUCCCAGCGCAAAAAGGCUUUGACCACACCAACACAUAAACGCAUCGUGGUGAAGAAGCCUCUCGAAUUCACGCCGCUUGGUACUCGAGUCCUCUCGCCUUCGCAUUUUGCCUCGCCUUAUCGCCAGGCGCGAACAUUGCUGCAUGUCUCGACAGUCCCAGACUCUCUUCCUUGCCGAAAGAACGAGUUCAACACAGUAUACAACCAUCUCAGCGCGGCAAUCAUGGAAGGCACUGGCGCAUGCAUCUACAUCUCGGGAACACCGGGUACUGGUAAAACUGCGACAGUGCGUGAAGUUGUCGCACAGCUUAACUCUGCCGUCCUAGCAGAGGAGAUGGAUGAUUUUAUCUUCGUCGAGAUUAACGGCAUGAAAGUCACCGAUCCCCAUCAAUCAUACUCUUUGCUGUGGGAAGCCUUAAAAGGCGAUCGAGUGUCCCCUUCCCAUGCACUCGACCUUCUGGAAAGAGAAUUCUCUCACCCCUCGCCUCGCCGGGUCUCCUGUGUGGUACUCAUGGAUGAAUUGGACCAGCUGGUCACGAAGAACCAGUCCGUCAUGUACAACUUCUUCAACUGGCCCGCGCUCCGCCACUCGCGUCUCAUCGUCUUAGCCGUCGCCAACACUAUGGACCUUCCCGAACGAACCCUCAGCAACAAGAUCUCUAGUCGUCUCGGUCUCACCCGUAUCACUUUCCCAGGAUACCGACACACGGAUCUCAUGGAGAUCAUCAGCACCCGCCUGGCCAAUGUGCCCGGGAAUAUCGUCGACGCAGAUGCCGUCCAAUUCGCCAGCCGCAAAGUCGCCGCUGUCAGCGGCGAUGCACGACGCGCCCUGGAUAUCUGCCGGCGCGCCGUCGAAAUAGCAGAGCAAGCUGCCGACGAGGCUGCGGCUGGAGACUCAACAGCCAAAGACGACGUCGAGUCUUUGCCCCCAACACCUACCAAAACGCCUGCUCGACGCAACAAAGCACUCACAGACAAAGCAAACGGCGUAUCCCCUGCUCCGAAACCUGUCCCGGGCAAAGGCGCGCCCGGCCGCGUGACAAUCGCCACUAUCAAGCAAGCCAUCCAGGAAGCGACCUCUACUCCGCUCCAGCAAUCUCUCCGCUGCCUCCCACUUUCAGGGAAACUGUUCCUCGCCGCACUGUUGGCGCGUGUCCACCGCACCGGGAUCACCGAGUCAACCUUUGGCGAUGUCUUGGACGAGGCGCGUCGCAUUGCCGAUGCUGCUGUGGCUGUGGCCGGGGCUGCCGGGGUAGGAGUCAAGGAUUUCCUGCUUGGAGGAGGCCCCGGGGCCCGCGUGCGAGCACUGGGCUUCGCGGCGAUGGAACUCAUGAACUCGGGCGUCUUGGCUCUAGAGCAGGGCACCGGGUCCAAAACCGUGCUGGGCGGCUCUACGAUUCCCUCGCGCGGUGACCGGAGCAGCAAGGUUCGGCUCCGCGUUGCUGCGGAAGAUGUCAAGGUUGCGUUCCGCGAGGAUAUCGAGGCUAAAGGCUUUGGGCUGGGACUUGAGCAAUGA
Penicillium alfredii is the source of this 2319-nucleotide messenger RNA. RefSeq names its product origin recognition complex subunit 1. Bases 1 to 2319 code for a protein of 772 amino acids. The record is from RefSeq and is a predicted model, not a curated record. Gene Ontology annotation, cellular component: nuclear origin of replication recognition complex. Gene Ontology annotation, molecular function: ATP binding; ATP hydrolysis activity; chromatin binding. Gene Ontology annotation, biological process: mitotic DNA replication checkpoint signaling; DNA replication initiation. The transcript has 4 exons. Lineage: Eukaryota; Fungi; Ascomycota; Eurotiomycetes; Eurotiales; Aspergillaceae.